UGUUGGAGAAGCUUCACUUGAUAAAGACAGACCAGACUUCGUCCCCUCUGGUCAAUUUUUAUUUUAUUUAUUUUUUUUUUUAAAUAACACUCAUGUUCUCAGGGAGUGAGUAUAUUAGUAUAUUCUCUCAUCCAUUAUUGGCAAAACAUGAAAUAUGCUAAUUGGCGUUUAUAAUCUAUAGUCUUUGAGAUGUUUUGCCUCCAGUUAAGCCCCGCCCCUCAAAAACCAUCACACUGUUUACAAACUGUGAAGGGGUUUAUUAUACUAGGGAAAAAAAGGACCCAAUCCAAGAUGUCCACUAAAAGAAUCAGAGUUCUCCAGCUGACACACAUUUCUAACAUUUAAAAGUGUUUUAUUGCUGACAUUUAUUAUUUUUUGCUUCAGUCCUUGACUUUGGAUUUUUCUGUUUCACCACUUUUGUCGUUUGCUUGUUGUUGUUGUUGUUGUUGUGAGACAUUUUUUGUGUUUCAGAAGCACAUUGAAGACAUAGUUUGAAGCUCUUCUAGAGUAAAUUGUUACUUUGAGGCCUUUUUUUUAUUCCUUUUCUUUUUUUAAUGAAUUUCUUAAUGCGAACAGAAUCCGUGACGUUGGUCUCCGUGCACAGACCUUUGAGAAGUCACACAAAUAAGCUGCAUCUGUAAAACACAUUAGAUCAAAACAACUCAUUCAUUUAACUUUCCACAGUUUGGUUUUUGUAUUUUGAAUCAGGGAAAAUCUUGAGAUACGAAGGGAAGGUUUUAUUUUUGUGUUUUGAACCUGUGGACGUGCUGAUCACAGUGGUGUGUUGUGAAUUUUUGUCAAAUUAUUCUGUUUGCACUGAUUUUAUAACCUCAGCGCUUGGCCACUAAUUGUUUGCACACAUAUUAUAUAUAUAUAUUUGAUUUGAAAUCGUAAUUAUCUGAACAAGCUUUUGACCCUUUUGAUCUCGAGUCAUUCCAUCGUUUGUGUGAAUCAGAUCAGUGACAGAUUUUAUUCAUUUACACACAACUUAAAUGAAGUAACGUGUCUCUGCUGCUGCCUGGUUGUUUCUUACCACUCGUUAGCUUAGCAUUAUUAUACUUUAUAUUUUUUUAAGCUGUACUCGUACACCAUGUUUUGCUGUGAGUUGAAGGCUUCUUAAUAAAUCGACGUGAUGUGAAUUAUUUUACCUGCCCUUUAUUUCAAACCUAGAUGGUCCAUGGACCCGGUGGUUUCCAGGUAAACUUUAGUUUCAUGUAAAUAUUAUAAUUAGACACUGGUGUAAGAAGUAUUUUAGUCUCACAAGUAGAAAUGGUUUUGCAAGAUAAAAGCCUUAAAAUACACAUAAAUACCAUAAUGUAUCCAAAGUAGAAGUACUUUCACAGAAUGAGGUCAUUCAAUGAAAACAUUAUAAUUGAUGAUGCCUUAAUUUAAUUAAAUGUCAUGAUGUAUUUAUUUCAUUACAUAUUACAGAUUUGUGCUGAAAUAAAUGUAUUUAGUUGGUGUAGAAAGAAAGAUUCAUUUACAAAAAGAUCAAUGUUUAAGACAGAUGAUGAAUAAUGUGAUAUAUUUAAUCAUUCAUUUAAUUAAUGGCAAAAACUUCAACGUAAAUAAACAGUAACAUAACAGAAUAAUAAGCAACGACAACUCCAGAGUUUUUUCUAUUUUCUAUUGGUUUUAGUGCAAAGAUGAAUAAAUAAGUUGGAACAAUGUUUACAUUUAAUAAACUAUCCUUUAAAAAUAAAUGAAAUAUCUUAAGAAAAACCUUUGUAAUCAGGACUCGUGUCUGUCUCUUGUUUAGUCCCUGGUCUCAGCAGACACACAGACAGAGGUAACGUUCAGUCUUCUCUCCACAAUAAGCGAAUGUCCCACAUAUUCUUCCUGUAUCAUUUAUACCUUGAUCAUUGUCCGAUCUGUACUUUAUUAUUGUGUUGUCUUGUCCUGACUGUGUAGUUCUAUGUAUUUAUUAGAGAUUGUGGACGCUACGUAGCGUCUCUGCUAUAAUUCAGCUUAUUUACAACAGUAUUCUCUCACAUUGUCACUGUCACUACCCGAAGACAUUUAUCUUAUCUUAAUUUUCACACUUUGCACAUGUUGUGGUCCAGAUUAGACACUGUGGUCGGCCGCUGUUUGUUCCUCUGCUUCUUUAUUUCUGGUCCAAAUUAGUCACUGACUCAGCAGCGACUGUUCUUCCUGGGGUCACAUUAAAAUACAAGUAUGCAGAUAAAAUUCAUAUCAAAUGACAAAUAACAUUUUCAUACAAAAACAAAAAACAACAGUUAUCUUAAAUGAGAAAAACCUGAAUAAGAGAUGAAGUAAUAACCGGAAACAAAGUCAAACAGAGGUGAAAACAAAGCAAAAUAAUAAGAACAAAACCAUAAUUAUUACAGUAAUUAGUGUCAUACAUGCUAUUGUUUAUUAGAUCAAUUCAUUAUUGAUAUAUGUACAUGUAUAAUAUAUUUAUAGCAGUAAUAUACAUUUCUAUACUUAUUAUUGAUUAGUUAUUGGAUAAUUAUCUGCUGUAUAUUGAAUGCAUCUCAUAUUAAAUCCAUUCUUUAUAUAGAGGGACAUGUGAUAUUGCAGUAAAUCAUAGGGUGAUGAUGUGGUGGGAGUUAAUAAGUUAAUGAGUUACUUCUUCAUGCUCCUUUUUUACUUUUUAUUUUAGUUCAAAAUAAAUAAACAUUCAUUGAAUUCCAAGUGUUUGACUCUAAACUCCUCCGUCCCUGCACCGCCGCGUUUCUUCCAGCAGGUGUCGCCAGAGGAAAGGCCAGACUGUGACUGAGCGCUGAUCGUGCGCUCCGGACCUGGAGGUUUCUGUGUCUUUAAGGCCGCAUCUUUACGGCACCCACACGGCUGACGGGUGCCACGCUGCGGCGCCUGCUCAGUGCGCCUCCUCCUCCUCCUCCUCCUCCUCCUCCGCCUCCUCCUCCUCCGCCUCUGAGACUGGGACCCCGAACCCGGAGCUGCUCUGUCCCUCUCCUGUACUGUGCGUGUGUGCGUGUCUGAUGUUAACCUAUGGACUGACGGUGAGGAGGCUAUUGUUCGCCAGCCCCCGGUGCUUCGUCCGGUCCUGUCCCGCUGCCGCCGCCGCCGCUGGAGCUUCACUUUCCCCCGGAGAAUGCCCAGAGGACGCGGAGCUGUGUUCCUGCACGGAUAGCGCAGAAAUACACCGGAGAAACACGAUAUUGACAUGAAGAAAGACGUUGAGACUCUAAUAGCAGAGGAACGGGCCGACAUCAUCUUGAAAUAUGCUACGGAGGAAGAGUUCACACGUGGUUGAUUUGCUGGUUAAAAAACACCAAUGGACACUCUGAGACGGACAAAUGGCAGGCAGGGCGGGGUGGAGAUCGACCCCUGGGAAGAUGCUGACUACAGCAUCUACAAAGUCAUCGACCGGUUCGGCUUCAUGCACGAGGACGAGCUGCCGGCGCCGACCGCCCACGAGGAGAAGCGGAAGCAGCUGGAGAUAGAGAGAGCGGAGAAGUGGCUGAAGAUGGUGAAGAAGUGGGAUAAAUACAAGAACAGUGACAGGAUGGUGAAACGGGUUUACAAGGGCAUUCCCCUGCAGCUCCGAGGCCGAGCCUGGGCUCUGAUGCUGGACGUGGAGAGGGCCAAGAAGGAGAACGAGGGCAAAUAUGAGAACAUGAAGGAGCAGGCCAGACUCUGCUCUACAGAGAUCAAACAGAUCGACCUGGACAUCAACAGGACCUUCAGGAAGCACAUCAUGUUCAUGGAUCGCUUCGGAGUCAAGCAGCAGUCUCUCUUCCACGUCCUCUCUGCGUAUUCAGUCUACAACACAGAGGUGAGCUACUGCCAGGGCAUGAGUCAGAUCGCCGCCCUGCUGCUCAUGUACAUGAACGAGGAAGACGCCUUCUGGGCGCUGUCGCAGCUGCUGACCGACCAGAAGCACGGCAUGCAUGGCUUUUUUGUUCCCGGGUUCCCAAAACUUCAGCGUUUCCAGACGCAUCAUGAUCAGAUUAUUUCCAAACUCCUCCCCAAGCUGAAGAAACAUCUGGACAGAGAGCAGAUGUCAGCUGGGAUUUACAGCACUAAAUGGUUCCUGCAGUGUUUCAUUGACAGGACGCCGUUCACCCUGACGCUUCGGCUCUGGGACAUUUUCAUCCUGGAGGGGGAGCGGCUCCUCACCGCCAUGUCUUACACCAUCCUGAAGAUACACAAGAAGCGUCUCUUGAAGAUGUCUCUGGAGGAGCUGAGGGAGUUCCUGCAGGAGCGCAUCGCCCAGACCUUCUUCUACAGCGACGACGUGAUCGUGGAGCAGCUGCAGGCCUCCAUGACGGAGCUGAGGAAGAUGAAGCUGGACCUCCCUCCUCCAGGAAAGCCUGAUGAGUUUCCUCGGAAGCCGCUGGGUCAGGAGCUGCCGGUGCUGCUGAGUCCGGUCCAGUCGUCCAGAGGGAGGUCGUCCUCGGCCGCGGGUCUGAGCCUCCGCAUCAUCUCCCACCAGCCAGACUCCAUCUCCUCAGACCAGAGCCCCUCCAAGGACCCCAGGGACCUGGAAGCCGUGGACAAAGAGGAGGAGGAGGCGCCGCUGCCUUCCCCCGAUCCCGUCAUCAUCCACAGCGGGGCGCUGCUCACCCCCGACGGCUCCCCGCUGACGGGGCCUCCUCCUUACCAGCCCCCGGGGAGCCCGUCCCCGCCUCUGCCGCCGCCGCUCCAGGAGAGGGACCAGAGUCCGGCUGCAGCAGCUCCCUCCUCCCAUCCAGAGACCAACGGCCGCCUCUCUCCAUCCUCCGCCGCCGACGACCCGUCCUCCCGCGUCGUCCCCAGGACUCUAUCGGCGCCGCCGCCGGCUCCGGCUCAGUCCGAGAGCCUGACGGCGGCGGAGAGGGACGAGGACACGUACCUGGCUCAGCUGCUGCAUCAGGCCUCGGCUCUGACCUCCGUCAGGAAGACGGAGCAGGAACCGGACGCCACGCGAGGCCACGCGUCCUGAGAACUCAGAGGAAGACUGGAUCAUGUUCCACGGUUAAAUAGAAAAACGCUUUAUUAUUGGUCCUGCUAACGCUUAGAGGCAGUUUCUUCCUUUAGGUUUGGGACUCAGCAGCUUCUGUAGGUGGAAAAUAUUCAGCUGUGACAUCCAGGUCAAAGGUUUAUGUCAGAGAACAGCAGAGCUCAGGACUUAUCCAGGUUUUCAGACUCAGUUCGCCCUCUUUCUGCAUCAAAAUCUGAAGUUAGAAGGUUUCUGAUCUCAUGACGUCUAACAAAGAGCUUUUUUUUUGCUUUUUAUAGAUAAGAAAAUAGGAAUUAAUACUCAUUUAGUUUCCUGUUGGUUUGUCACGAUGGAAUCCACUAAACUACUAAAAAAUGUAAAUCCAACCAGGUUUAAUGGUUAAAUACAGCCCUGCUUAAAACCUUAAUAUCUUAGAAAAUAAAAAAUAUUGACAAACAUUUUAGAAAAGCAACUAAAUAAUUCAGAUAAUUCACAUAUCCCCAACGUCUCUCAGUUAAUUCUUAGUUUAUUUGAUGAAAUGAUGAAGAAGUUUCCCCAGUUUAGUCGACAUAAGACGUCUGUAGGUUUAAAUGUGAAGUUUGAGAUGAUAAAUCGUGUUAAAGCUCCGAUGUUUCCUGCAGAGAGAACAACAUGUUUUAUAAUAACUUUAGUUCAGUCAAAAAUUAAUCAUUUACUGUCGAAUCUGAUUUACACUUAAAUAAAGACUAGAUAAGACUAAAUAAAUAUAAAUAAGAAUAAAUAAGUAUGAAACUGAAACAUUACAUAACAGAAUGUUUCCAAAAGUUAGUUUAAUUAUAUUAAACGUCCUGUGUUUGUCCAGAUAAUUAAUUUAUCACAUUUAUUACUGUAAAACAGAAGAAAACUCCGGCGCCAUCUACAGAAACUUUUUCCUAAAAAGAAAAAAAAACAUUUCUUAGUUUAGCUGAUGAAGUUAUUUCACUUCCCUCUGAGAAAUUUCCCCCAAAAUCAGUCGCCACAGGUCUGAGAAGCAGACGUCCUCUUUACAGAUUCAGAUGUUCUGAUGAUCUGUCAUAAAGCGGCUGCAGGGAAAACCACCGGGGUGCAUCAUGGGAACUGUAGGAUCCAGUGUUUCUAGGUCAAAGUCCGACAUGUGCAUUUAAAGAGCAGCUAAAAAAUGAAUAUGAUUCGACCUUUAUCAGAUUUAUCAGAAGGUUUCACAUGAAUUCAGUUUAUUUAGAUCUUUUUGCCCCAGAACGACUCGAGUCCUCGUCCGCCUGCUGCUUCUAUCCGGCCUCUGUUCAAAUCACAUGGACGUGUCCGAGGCGUCGACCCUUUACAGCCACACAAAAAACUCUUUUGUAGUUUUGUAAUGUUUCGGUGUCAGACAUCGCUCGGCCUUUCGUUUUUUUUGUAAAGUGUUUGCUAGCAGAGUUACACCUUUAUUUUUUUGUACCAACGUCUCGAUGCCUUAUUUUGGAAUCGGCUUCAGUGGUGAGCUGGCUCACUGUCAUGAUUGUACCCGUUGAAAACUUUUUCUAGCUCAGUAAUUUAUUGUUUUUUUGUUUGUUUUUGUUUUUUUGUUUUUUUCGUCCUCGUGUCGAAGGUCAACUCAACGGCGCCACCCUCGUCCUUUCAGGAACAUUUCUUUUCUUUAAAGGGUGAAGUUUUUUUUUCGUUUGUUUGUUUUUUGCAUAAAAUGAAGUGGAUGUAUGGGAUUGUUUGUAGUUUAGAAGUGUUCAGUGUUGUAGAAGCUGUAGGUUCACACGAACGUGUUCACAAGGCUCUGUGCUUAGAAACCAUGAAACGCUGACACCUUGUGGCCGCUGUAGGUAGUGUCUCUCUUUCUCUAGAUGUAGACUCGCCAAGAAAAGUAGAAACUUUUUAUUAAGAUUUUUUUUUGUCUGUUUAAUCCAAAUAAGAUUAAACAUCAAACCAUGCAAUUUACUGCCGUUAUUUUUAGGAUUUUGUGAACAUGUUUUAUGAUGUUUAACUCGUUGGCUGAAACUAAUUGAGAUGAUUUUAGAUAAAGGUUUGUCUUUGAAACGA
Mugil cephalus (flathead mullet) is the source of this 6934-nucleotide messenger RNA. Its product is annotated as USP6 N-terminal-like protein. The coding region runs from base 3260 to 4909 and encodes 549 amino acids. The record is from RefSeq and is a predicted model, not a curated record. The transcript has 15 exons. NCBI's taxonomy places the organism in Eukaryota, Metazoa, Chordata, Actinopteri, Mugiliformes, Mugilidae.